AUAAAUAAAUAAAUAAAUAAACAAAUGAGGGAGUUGUAACUGAAGGGGAUUUUUGUGUAAAUGUGAAAUUGGUAAAUAUUGAGUGCACAGCACUGUCGGAAUUCCCCAAACAAGCCUCGGAUAUGAGUUAAGACCAUCUUUAUCCUGUGCUAAAAAGCCGUCGUGUAUGAUAAAGUUACGAACAUACUAGGAGUGGCAGCAGAGGUAGCAGCAGGGUAACGUGUUUACAGCAGGAGGUAGUUACACAGACAAAGAUCAGCACAGUCGACAUUCCCCGUGCGGAGAAAGCCGAAGCUGCUGGACUAGCUCAUCAGGAUGAUUCCUGUGGUGCCCGAGUUGUUCACUCAUGUCUUGACUGAGUUUGACAGUUUUGACCCUUUAAUUUCUGCCCUGCGCCUCGAUUCGGGGAGACUCAAGUGCACAUGCCUUGCAGUAUCACGGAAAUGGCUUGCUCUUGGCACCUCAGCAGGAGGCCUGCACCUCAUCCAGAGAGACGGAUGGAAACAGAGACUUAUCCUCUCCCACAAGGAGGGUUCACUCACACAUAUAGCAUGUUGCCCUCAUGAUGAAGACUUUAUUGCUGUAGCAACAAGUGAGGGUCUUGUAGUGAUUUGGGAGCUGCAGGUAGAGCGGCGAGGGCGUCCUGAGCGGGCCUGUGUAUCAUGGGAGCACCGUGGCCAGGCCAUAACAGCUCUGUGCUGGGACACAGCAGCCUUACGAGUGUUUAUUGGAGACGCAGCAGGGAAAGUGUCCUUUGUGCGUGCUGGUACCUCCAAACUCGGCAAGGGUUCGGCAUUUGUGAUCUUCCCGGUUCAGACCAUCACGACAGUUGACUCUCGCGUGGUGCAGUUGGGAUACCUGGAGGGUCAUCUGCUGGUCUCUUCUCUUAGCCGCUGCUACCUCUGUGACACCGACAGGGAGAAGUUCUGGCGAGUGGGGAACAAGGAGCGUGACGGAGAGUACGGAGCUUGUUUUUUGCCGCAGCAUCAGACCGGAUCGAGGACACCAGGCGCAGGCACUGCCCAUCUCGUGUACUGUGCUCGGCCGGGCUCACGCAUUUGGGAGGCCAACUUCAGCGGAGAGGUGCUCAGCACCCAUCAGUUUAAGCAGUUGCUUGCCUGCCCUGCUCUGCCUCUCAUCUCUUACAAGAUUGAGCCACAUUAUAACCCAGGUCAAAGGAGUCCUCAGUCCCUCACGUUUCCACGGCUACUUCACCUCAGUGAUCAUAACCUCCUGACAUGGACAGACUCUGCCAUUUAUAUCUUUACACCUCACAGUGGGCAGGUUUUGCUGUGGACCAAAAUAAAAGAUAUUGUAGACGUGGCAGUGUUUCGCAAUGAGCUGUUUUGUCUCCAUGGUGAUGGGCAUCUGUCUCACCUGCUGUUGAUGCCUGUUGAACGCUGUGUGGAGAGACUGAUGAAGCGAGAGAGCUGGACACUGGCUGCUACUGUCUGUUGCAUGUUCCAGCACGCUAUAGUAACAUGCAGGGCAAGAAAGACCAUCCCUAUUGAUCGCCUCGAACAUCUCAAGGCCCAGCUGAACUCUACCUCCCAGGAGGAGCUGAUUGGUCAGCUGGAGGCAGUAAUCAGCAAGAUGGAGCCUUUUGACUCUGCCUGUAGCAGUCGCAGAAGCAGCUUCUCCUCUCAUGAAAGCUUCAGUGUGCUGGACUGCGGCAUCUACCGCGUCAUCAGCCGUAGAGGCAGCCAGUCAGACGAGGACACCAGCUCCCUCCUUAGCCAGUCAAUGCUGGAGGAGGAAAGGAUGAAGGAGUUUAGCUUUGGUCAGGAGGAGGAGCAGGUGGAGCCUGACCCCCAGUCAUGUGUGCGUGCAGAGGGGGACAAAUCCGAUCUCUGCCUGCAGUUCCACCUCCCACUCUCAUUCCGUCCAAAACCACCACUCAUCGCACUGCAGGCUGUUAAAGACAGUGUUUCAAGCUUUGUGAAGAAGACGACGGAAAAAAUCAACAAUCUGCAGAUGAACUCUGACCUCUGGCCCCGACCGGACCAUAGGGAUGGUGGACAGGGAGAGGUCACACCCUCAGUGACUUCAUGUACAGAAGAAUUAGACAAUGAGGAGACUGGUGAGAAAGCCGAGAAGGAGUUACACGAGCUAAGGGCGGCAACGGGGAAAGCCAUCUUACAGAUCCAGGACCCUGUCGUUCUCUUGGAUACCAGGUACUUGACCGAGGUGCUCCUAGAGUGGGUCCCUAUUCUAGAAAGGGUCUUGGGUCCAGAGAACCCUACAAGCAGAGAGAGGGACAACUGGGAGAUCAAGGAAGAGGAGAAGAAGAAGAGCUUGGAAAUGGAAGACGAUGACCCAGACAGACAGCCCUGUUCAGCUGACCGUGGAGUAGGAUGCCAGACAGAAUCGGAGCACACCUCAAACCUUGUAGAGGAAGAAAGCCUUACAGACAGUACUCUCAGCUCCACUGCUUUGUUUGCAGAAUCUUCAGUAGCCAUUGUAGCUCCAGUGGCGUACACCCUGCCUUUAGACCUCCUGGAUGACCUCUCUCAACUCGCGUGCCUCUACUUGGACUUGGGCUGCCCAGGUGGAGCAGGUGACGGAGAGCUGGAAAGGGUUUGCGUGUUUCUGCGGAGGUUCUUUUUCCUGCUGGAUAAGGAGAGAGUGAGGAAGAUGUGCACUUUGAGGUUCAGGGAGCAACCAGACGUCCUAAAUACCUACGUUGCUUGCAUGCUAGAGUUUACCCAGGCCAGUAAGGUGGUGGAAGUCAUUCAGAAAGGAGAUUUACUGAAGUCACUGCGCAGUCUGAGAGAGCUGCAGCCCUGGAACGCUCCAGUGCUCCUCACACACCUUUACAGACUGUAUGAGAAGCAUGGGGAGAUGGCCGUUCGGGCAUACCCCCAGUUCUAUCCUACAAUCCUCCCCUCUGACAUCAAAGCCAUGGUCCAACCCAGUCACUUCUUGCCAUACCUAGACAACCUGGUUCAGUCCCAAGCUGAAGAACAAAGACUCUCUUUCUUAGGGUCACUGCUUCAGCCUGAGACGCUACGACAAGUUUGGUUGGACCUAGCUCUCAUCCAUGAUGCACCACGGAAAGAUGAUACGCUGACAGCUGAUGGACAACCAAAGUGGCACUCUCACUACUUCUGCUGGGGUUAUGGACGCCUGCUGUCCUUGCUGAUCCGCCUGCCUGCCGACUUAGACUCCAAACAGAAGAUGAUGGAGUCAUGCAGACUUCAUGGUUACUGGACAGGCUAUCUCUACCUGUGCAAAGAGCUGCACCGGCGCACCGAGGCUUUCUCUGCCAUCUGCAGAUUAGAUGAUAUGAGUCUACUGGAGGAACCCAGUGGUAUCGUUCCACAGACCAUGGAAGAGUGGAUGUUCCUGAUUCAGCUUUGUCAACAGAGGAACCCCACGAGCCCUUCAACAGCCAUUUCACUUCUUCCUUCUGACCCUACCGCCUGUCCGUCCACACCUAAUACAAUUAACGGCACCAGUGCCGAUAGCUGUGUGGAUAACACUAAUGGUAAAGGCAACGAUGAUGGGCCCGUUGACCUGAUCAACGGUUCGGCGGAUUGGAGCAGCCGUAUCAGUGUGGAGAAGUUGAUACUGUGCCUGGCGCGGAUUGUAGGGCCGGACCGGGCCCUAGCAGCGCUGCAGGAAUGUGGGCUGAACUCGGAGCUGAACACUCACGCUACACUGGUGUGUGAGAUCCUCAGAGUGGCAGAGAAGAGGCAGAGAGCUCUGAUCCAGACCAUGCUGGAGAGGUGCGAUCGGUUCCUUUGGUCUCAGCAGGCCUAAUGAAGAAUCCUCUUCCCUGAUCUGCUCAUGACCUUACUGCAGCCCUGCAACCACCAGGACAGUAAAGACUGCCUGUACUCUUCUAGAUUCUACACUACAGACUACAUUUAUGGCAUUUGGCAGACACCCUUAUCCAGAGCGACUUCCAUUUACCUCAUUUAUACGACUGAGCAGUUGAGGGUUAAGGGCCUUGCUGAAGGGCCCAACAGUGGUAGCUUAGCAGUGCUGGGGCUUGAACUCCUGACCUUCUGAUCAGCAACCCAGAGCCUUUAACCACUGAGGUACCACUGCCCACAGUCUACUUCAUCAUAUCCCAGAGAUCCUACUGUAGGUAUAUUAAUCUCAGUGUUUGCCUGUUGGUCUGAAUCCAGUUUUGCUUUUCACUACCAGCUGAUUCAGUGUUGUUGUUGUUGUUGUUGUUGUUGUUGUUGUUGUUCAGAUUGUAGUUUAGCACUCUUUGUGCUCCAUAUAUGAGUUUUACUUUCAGAUGCACUUUCUCAAUGAUACGUUAGCAAUUAUGCUAAAUAGCUGUGUGUGAUUUUUAUAUCCAGACCAACAUGUUAGGCAAGUUUGUUUGCUAAACACUCUUGAAAAAAGAAAAAAAAAAAAGCGUUCAAAUACGGUCUUCAGAAAGGAGUGAGUCGUAUUUGUAAACCACGCACCAAACCUUUUAUGAGUUAUGUUUGUGUUUUGAUGACAUUAACAUUUUUUUUUUGUUUGCUUGUUUAAUAAUAAAUUGCAAUAUUAUUUGCUUAAAGUUAUUUAUCUAUUUAAUUGAACGUUCUUUUAAAAUAUAUGUGAACAUUUUGUGGGUCUUAAAAACAAAAACUGGAUACGAACAAAUACCUUCUAGAUGUUCAAUAGACAUUUUCAUUUGAAGAUUAUGUAAUAAAAUAAGAGUAUUGUAUAAACUUUGCUUUGUUGUCGACUUGCAGCUAUGGCAGCUGCAGCGACAAUAAUAAACAUGUCUAACCUAAGAA
Molecule: messenger RNA, 4742 nt
Organism: Ictalurus punctatus (channel catfish)
Lineage: Eukaryota; Metazoa; Chordata; Actinopteri; Siluriformes; Ictaluridae
Gene: hps5
Product: HPS5 biogenesis of lysosomal organelles complex 2 subunit 2
Exons: 23
Coding region: 316-3762 (1148 amino acids)
Biological process (GO): developmental pigmentation
Cellular component (GO): cytoplasm
Molecular function (GO): protein binding
Source: RefSeq, a predicted model, not a curated record